This is a messenger RNA of Bactrocera latifrons, 974 nucleotides long. RefSeq names its product G-box-binding factor-like. Bases 141 to 974 code for a protein of 277 amino acids. Lineage: Eukaryota; Metazoa; Arthropoda; Insecta; Diptera; Tephritidae. The transcript has 3 exons. The record is from RefSeq and is a predicted model, not a curated record.
CUUGUUGAUUGGAGCGGAUCUUUACCCGAACAUCAUUCUAAAUGGGGUAAAAUAGAAAAUCUUCGGAUCACUUGUUGCACAACGUACAGUGUUCGGUUGGAUCUUAACAGGUUCCGUUCCUUCCGAAGAAGGGAAAAUAAAUGGCAAAGAAACAACAAUCGCCCCAUCAACAGACUAUGCGGCAACAGCAGUCGAAAAGACAUCAGCCACAAUUACCACCACAUCAUCCAACAACGCCCCAACAACAAAUGCAUCAACCAUAUCAACAGCAGCACCAGCACCAGUUGCUAAGCGAUCCGUUUGCUGCAAUGUUAACGGCGACACCAGAUGCACUAGCUAGUCUCCAAUCAAUACCACAACAGCAACUUCAGCAUCAAUCGCUGCAAAUCCAGCAACAGCAGCYACAGCAUCAACAACAACAACACCAGCAGUCAACGCAGCGUGAAGCACAGCUGCCGAUAACGCAGCCGUCUAUGUCUCCAGCGCACUUUUCGUCACCCAUGGCGUCCAGCCCAACGGUGACAGCGCAACAACAGCAACUUCAGCAUCAAUCACUGCAAACCCAGCAACACCAGCUGCAGCAGCCACCACAACAGCCAAUAACACCGACAUCAACACCGUCACAUCAUUCCACAUUGGCCGUAGUGGCUAACGACAGCAACAACAGCAGCAGUUCGACUAACAGCAUUGUCAACAAUCAGCCCACCUCAGUGCUUGACAGUAACAUGCAAAGCUCUGACCAACGAUGCCUCUCCUGCAUACCACACGCCCAAGAUCGAGCCAGACUCGAACCGCAGCAAACCAAACGUGUGGCACGACGACGAAGACCGGUACCACCCCCUGAGUUCCGUCUAUGGCGUCCACGAAAUGCAGCACCCACCAGGCGCCAUCGUCAAAGUCCACCCUACCGACGCGCGGUCGCACUUAGCAACGUUGUGGCAACGUUCCAACAGCUCCAGCGAUUGGUAGGCUGA